Molecule: messenger RNA, 5205 nt
Organism: Styela clava
Lineage: Eukaryota; Metazoa; Chordata; Ascidiacea; Stolidobranchia; Styelidae
Source: RefSeq, a predicted model, not a curated record
UAGCUAAACUCUAUUUUUAUUUGUAUCUCCAUAUAAUGUAAUUACAAGCCAGUACUAUCGACUUCUUUUAUGCUGUUGUGUAGGUAAUAAUAGUCAACAGAUGCAAAUGCACCCAGUUUAUUUUCAUUUGGGAUAUCGGUACAUUUCAAAAACAUAUCAAAAUGAUGUGCGAUGUUAUGCCCACGAUUUCAGAAGAUAAAAUCAGUCGGGCCGGCUCUUAUAACAGUGAUGGCGAAGAAGAUCAAACAAACAUGGAAAACAUGAUGGUAACCAUACUGGAUGAAAGAGAUAAACUUCUUGAUACUUUACAGAAAACGAAAGAUGAACUUGAAGAUUCAAAAGCGAAAUUGGAAGAGGUUUCACAUGAAAGAGACUUUCUCAACAGACAACUGACCAAUUCGAUGCCAUCUGAUUAUGCUGCUAUGUCUAAAGAGCUCAAUCAAUCUCGCGAUAGAAUUUUAGAACAUGAGGAAGAAAUUUCUGAAUUAAAAGCUGAAAGAAAUAAUACACGGUUGCUGUUAGAACAUCUUGAAGCAUUGGUAUCUCGUCAUGAGCGCUCCCUUCGUAUGACAGUCGUCAAACGGCAGCAGCAACAAAGUACUGGAGUGUCAAGUGAAGUUGAGGUUUUGAAAGCUCUCAAAUCUCUUUUUGAACAUCAUAAAGCUCUCGAUGAGAAGGUUCGAGAAAAAUUAAAGACAGCAUUAGAAAGAGGAAUGCAACUUGAAGAUCUACUAGAGAAAUCAAAUCGUGAAAACAAAUAUCUUCAUGAACAAGUUUGUCAACUCAAAUUAAAUAUAUCGCAAAAGUCUGGUGCGAAUGCAGAUGAAAAAAUUCAAUCCUCUGUACAAAAAGAUACUAGUAUUUCACAAAAUGCAGAGUUGAACGGAAGUGCUGAAGCAGUGGAAGAAGCAAAUCGUAUUGUACAGUUUCAAGAAUCUAUAGAAAAACAAAAAACUGAAAUUGAACAUAUGCGACAUAGAAAUAACACUGUUCUUGCCAGAGUAUCAGAAUUAGAACAAGAUCUUGAUACAGCAAGAAAAGAUUUAAUAAAAUCGGAAGAAGUCAACAGCCGAUUACAAAAAGAAAUAAAAGAUAGUCAAUGCACAAAACAAGAAAUUGAAGAAAGAGUCACAACACUGGAACGUCGGUAUUUGAGUGUUCAGCGGGAAGCUGCUUCUGUACACGAGUUAAACGAUAGAUUAGAAGCAGAAUUAGCCAAUAGAGACGCUUUGAUUCGUCAAACCGAGGAACGAAAUUCCCUUUUUCAAGAAAGAAUCAAAGUUGCGGAGUCUAAGCUUCAACAAUCCCUACGACGUGCAGAGGCAUUGCCUGAGGUUGAAGCAGAACUAGCACAAAGAAUUGCAGCAUUGACCAAAGCAGAGGAAAGACAUGGAAAUAUAGAAGAAAAAUUAAAAAGUUUAAACGUUCAAUUAGAAGAGAAGGGACAAGAAAUAAAUAGAGCUCGGCAGCGCGAGAAAAUGAAUGAAGAACACAAUCAACGUUUAUCUAGCACAGUCGAUCGUCUGCUGGCAGAAUCAAACGAACGUUUGCAACUACAUUUGAAAGAAAGAAUGUCAGCUUUGGAAGAGAAGAACUACCUCAACAAACAAGUUGAUGAUAUAAGGAAAGAGUUUGAAGAUCAAAAACUAGAUAAAGACAGACUCACAAGAUUACUGGAAAAAGUCGAAACAGAACUUGCAUUGUAUAAAACUAAGUUAAUGUCCUUCGAUCGUUCAACAUCUGGUAUUCAUCUAUCAACAACUGCUUCAUCUUCUUCAAGUUCAGCUUCAUUAUCUUCUUCUUCGUGGAAACAAUCGAAUAAAGGCAGUAGCACUCCAGAUAUGCGUACUAGACCUAUCACUACAAUCAAUCAUACAAUUACUCAACCGUCCACAACAAGUCAUUUCACAGGGCUACGGUCAAAUGAUUUUGUUGGGAAACCUUAUAUAUCACCUCAUUCUUCUAAAUUACAUCAAAGAGAUGAAAAUGAUCAGAAUCAUAUCGACUCAGAUUGGGAAAGAAAUCAACAUAAUGCUUUACUGAAUAAAGUUCAACAAACAUUCGAAGGAACGUUGUCAACUCACACAACUACCAACAGUACAAAUGAGUUGAGUGACAAUGUGUUUUCUGCCAUUGAUAUGUCUCCUGCUGCUCAAUCUAACGCUCACUCACUCGCCACCAUGUUGCAAGAUCAACUUGAUAUGAUCAAUAAAGAAAUACAUAUUCUUCAAAAAGAGAAGCAGACUACGGAACGUAGAACAGAAGAAAUUAAGCAUGUAGUAGGAGGACAGAUAUCAGAUAUUUCUUCAGCUGGUUCAAAUACACUGCCACACACACGUCGUCCCAUGUUUCAACUUGAUGGAGGAACAGUCGCAUAUCCUGGAGAUAGGGAGGUCCGAUCACAUACACUGCCACACCAACACCAUCAACAUGAUGCACUUUCCAGCAUCGAACAACUCGAAUCAAUUCCUUCAUCAAAAUCUGCUUUUGAAAGAAUUGGAAGUUUUCCAGUUGAUUUGGAUGAUACUAAAGGGUCGUUGGAUGAUUCAAGUGGAACACCGACAAGCAGUAGUUAUGGAAGUCAAGAUUCAGUACAUAAGAAUACCACAUCUGUAUCUCAGCCUGCUGGUAGUAAAAAGAAAGGAGGAAUAAAGUCUUCAUUUGGAAGAUUGUUUGGAAAGAAAGAUAAGCUGAGAUUACGGCAACGUCAACAACAAUCAAUAAACGCUUCAAUGAACGAUCAACUCUCAAUAUCUGGCUCGAACUUAUCUAAUACAGAUGAUAAAACUACAUCAUCUGAUUCCAUGGAUGUUUUAGGUUCUGUUCAUCAAAGAGAACAAGGAAGAAGAAUGAAAAAAAAAUAUGAAAUGCUGGAGGAAGUUCGUAGAAACGGUACAACCUUUGCACAAUGGAGUGGUCCAACAGUGGUUGCUUGGCUUGAGUUAUGGGUCGGAAUGCCAGCUUGGUAUGUUGCUGCAUGUCGUGCCAACGUCAAGUCUGGUGCCAUCAUGUCUGCUUUAUCAGACACAGAAAUACAACGGGAGAUCGGCAUCAGUAAUCCAUUACACAGACUUAAACUGCGACUGGCGAUUCAUGAAAUGAUCAGUUUGACAAGCCCAUCAGCACCACCCACUUCAAGAACGACAACUGGAAAUGUGUGGAUGACACAUGAGGAAGUCAACAGUUUAUCGAGUCAAACUCCUCUUACGACUCUUGCGUAUGGUGAUAUGAACCAUGAAUGGAUUGGAAACGAGUGGCUUCCUAGUCUCGGAUUGUCUCAGUAUCGCUCUUAUUUCAUGGAAUGUUUAGUCGAUGCCAGAAUGCUGGAUCAUUUAACGAAAAAAGACUUGCGACAACAUCUGAAAAUGUUCGACGGUUUUCACAGAGCAAGUCUGCAAUACGGCAUCCUGUGUUUGAAAAGGCUCAAUUACAACAGAAAAGAUUUGGAUACUCGAAGAGAAGCCUCAUCUGAUGAAGUGAAAGACGUUCUUGUGUGGAGUAAUCAACGUGUGAUACGUUGGCUGCAAAAUAUCGGACUUCGUGAAUAUGCACCAAAACUUCAAGAUUCUGGCGUACAUGGUUCAGUAAUUGCGUUAGAUGAUGCUUUUGAUGCAGAUGCCCUUGCACUCGCACUACAAAUUCCAAUGCAGAAUACACAGGCACGACAAGUCUUGGAGAGAGAAUACAGCAAUUUGCUGGCGCUUGGGACCAGUAGGGAAUUUGAAGAUGAAUCGGGCGAGGAUAGAAGCUUUCAACAAACUUCAGCUCCAUGGGGAAAACGUUUUCGAACACACGGUGGAGCAGAUUCUGGUUAUUUACCAGGAACUAGAUCAGACAGUCCAUUCCAAGGAAAAACAGAAGCAAACAGUGUUAAAGUAUCUGGAACAUCGACAGGCAACGAAAAACUGAUUGGUGCUGAUUCACAACUGCGUACUUAUUCUUGUUAACAAAAAGACACAAAUUUUAUGUGAACUUAAUAUAUUCCUUGCCAAUUAUGAAUUCAUUUCUCAUUUAACUGUCAUGGUGCUACUAUCUUCCUGGUAUGAAAUUGUAUGAAGCAUUUUUAUGUGAUCCAAAUAGAUGUAACAUUUAUUUGGUAUCUGAACUUGAUGGAUAAAUUUUUCGACUGCUAUAACAAAAAUUGUGCAUUCAUAUAAUAAUAUUUAUAUAUCUCGUACAUCAUGUAGUACAAUUUGUUGUUCGUAUGGUACAUUUUAUUCGAACUAUUAUUUAAAUGCAGUAAGCGAUAAUAUUAAUGCAAAGGAAUUUUUAUCAUAUACCUAGGAAUUUCCUUUUCUCUUACCUUGAAUAUUAAUUUAAUGUACGUAAACAUUGAAAAAAUAAUAAGUUAUUACAAAGUAUUAAAAUAUGUGUUGAUUUUUCAUACCGCAUUUUUGAUUAGAAGUGGUCUCGGAACGUAAAAAUGUCUUUCACAGAAUUCAAGCAUAGAUAUCAAAAUAAAAUAUUCAAAAUCACUGUUUAUUCAAAAAAUAUGUCCUUCCAAAUUUUGUUAAUAUUUAUUAUCGAGAAAAUAUUCAUUUUUAAACUAUACCAGAUAUAUCGUCACAUCUUGAUUCAUUUGUAUUUCUUAGUACUUAAUUUAUGUUAUCAAAUUAAAUGACAAUAUGGCAGAAUCAUAAUAUAGUAUCUAAUUAGAAAUACUAUGAAUUUGAUGGAUAAAGAAGUUAUGGAAAUUCUAAAAUUUGAUAAAAAAAAAUUUAAUUUUGAUUACUUCUGUCCUACUUCUUUGCUGUGAUAUUAUUUUUAACAUAUCACAUCUAACAAAACCUGUAAGAAUUACCUAAUUUUAUCAGUAAUUCCUAGGAUUGUUUUGUCAUAACGGACGCAGUACUGUUGAAAUGACAUUGUUGGCUAUGGAUUGCAUGUUAUAUAUGUAAGGUACCUUUUAUGAAAUGGCUGUAACCCUCUCUGUACUUCAUUUUUCACUUUUUGUUCUAUCAUUCGUUGAACGUUAUUCAGCAUUAUAAUAUUUCAUCCAGCCAUGUUUCCUGUGCAAAAUUAUUAUUUUUUUUCAUUUAUAUUUUUAGUUUUUAUUAUUAUUAUUUGUUUUGAAUGUCUGAAAUUGUAAGAUGUGACACCCUCUAUCUCUCUCUUGAAAUUCCUAUUUAUGCUGUUUUUCUGUAAUACUUUUUGUUAUUGUAUGUCUGUUCGUAACAUAAUAAAAUGAUAAGUGAUAAAACAAUA